This is a messenger RNA of Rhizopus microsporus ATCC 52813, 703 nucleotides long. RefSeq lists its product as uncharacterized. The transcript is spliced from 2 exons. Bases 143 to 535 code for a protein of 130 amino acids. NCBI's taxonomy places the organism in Eukaryota, Fungi, Mucoromycota, Mucoromycetes, Mucorales, Rhizopodaceae. The record is from RefSeq and is a predicted model, not a curated record.
AUGCCUUUUCAUCCUUUAUCCAAUAAAAAUCGUUUAUUGUCCAAUUAAAUGUCCGUAGCGGCUACUGAAAGUGACUGUGAUAUUUCCUGAUAUGGGCCCUCACCCCCUCCCUCAAAGACAUACACAAAAAAUCUUUUUCCUCAUGUCAACAUUCCGUACAUUUUCAGGAAAGUUUUUAUCAAAACUUGAGAAUGCCAAAUUUGUAGAAGCAGAUGUAAAACCACAACUUGUGUAUAAUGAAGCAAAGAGCAAGUCAUUUUGGCGACCUCCUCGACUUUCAAGACGUAUUCAAGCUGAUUUAAGAAAAGCAUGCAUUCAAGAAGGAAUUGAACCUACCAGUAUUGGAUUAUUACCAGAGACAGCACCUAAAUCACUUAGAUAUAAGCCUAAUAAGUUGGAGAAGCAUGAACGUAUGAGAGCUGAAAGACAAGCUACGAUCCAACGUAAUAUGGAAAAGAUGCCACAGACAAUCCAAGCUUGGAAAGAGGAAAAAUUAAAAGAACUCGCCAAACAAAAGUCUUCAAUGCCAUUUUAGAUUUUAAGCAUUAUUUUAUAAUAAAUCUGUAUGUACAAAUAUCGCAAAACACUACCAAUCUAUUGUGAUGUGCUAUGAUCCAUUACGAGCAAAAGAAUGUCGGAAUAGAGUCAAUUGUGACAUGUCUGGGGUUUAAACUACAUCUUUAUCUCUCUCUUUCUUUUUCUC